Messenger RNA from Linum trigynum, 1726 nucleotides. NCBI's taxonomy places the organism in Eukaryota, Viridiplantae, Streptophyta, Magnoliopsida, Malpighiales, Linaceae. The record is from the annotation of a GenBank genome assembly.
AUCACCGUUGUUGUCAAAGCGGUGAAUGCAUCACUGCGGUUGACGGCCGCGGUCAAUGCCUGACUGAACAUUGAAAUUUCAAACAAACAUAACUUUGCGCUCGGUUAUCCGAUUGUAGCGAAUUUUUUAUUUAUUCCAUAUAACUUUUCAAGAUAUUUCAAUCUGCAACAAGACUUCAUCUAAAAAAAUGUCGUUGGUUACCCCGAACGGGCAAUUUUUCAAUUUUGGCAAACUCUGGAAGGACAUAACUUGUAGCUCCUCAAUCCGAACGUGGUAAAGUGUUUUUUGAUUGCGCAUAACUUUUUAAGAACUACAACUUUUACUAGGAAAUAAUUUUUUAAAAAAGAACAAUAAAAAAUAAAUAUUUUUAACAAUAUGAAAUUUUUUGCUAAACCAAGUGAUAAACUUGUAAAGUUGUAAUUCAACCAAGUGAAAAAAAACUUUCACCAUUUGAAUUGGUCUUACAUCCAAAAAGCGAAAAAGGAAUUUCCACGUGCCACGCUCUGAGUGGAUAUCUAGUUGAGACUGCAGUUCCCAAGCUUUCACACAAACUCCCCUGCCCUCAAGCCUCAAACUGGUCGUUUUGAGUUUUGACCUAGCCAACCCCAUCCCGUUCCCCUUUUCUUUGCUGUUUUGUUCCUGUCUUGUGCGCUCGCUCCUUCUUGUUCAGGGAUCCCACUUCCGUCCCCAAAAAAAAAAAUACCAGAUCGCGCUUCCGGUCUUCUGCAAUGGCCGAACUCGCCACCGUCGACUCUCUCUCUUCUCUGGAGCUUAAGACUGCACCUGCAGAUUUCCGUUUCCCAACAACCAACCAAACCCGGCACUGCUUCACACGAUACAUUGAGUUUCAUCGGUGCGUUGCUGCAAAGGGGGAAGAUGCUGCAGACUGUCAGAAAUUCGCCAAAUUCUAUCGCUCUCUUUGCCCUGGUGAAUGGGUUGAGAAAUGGAACGAGCAAAGGGAGAACGGGACAUUUCCUGGACCUCUGUAGAGGGGAUGAAGAGAAUCAUUGUGCAGUUUGUUUUCAAGUGGUUGAAUGAGUUUUCAAUAUUUGCGUAAUAACUAUAAUGUUCAAGUCGCAAGUUGAUUUGGCAAUAAAUUUUACUGCCAUGCAUAUUCCGUUUGAAUUUUUUUUGUUUCCCCUAGUUGGAUCCAACUGUUGGACUGCCAUUUUCAUUCAACCAAAUAACGAGUUUGUUUGUUUGGCACCGUUCUCUCUUCUCUAUCUAUCCCUCCCUCUCGAGGCCAUUGCUGUCUCAUUGUUUUCUUCGUCAUUGUCAUCAUUACUGCAAGCAAGUGCUGAACUAGAGAUUCAUAAUUUCAUACUAGAUGUAAUUCUUCAACUUUGAAGAAGAGUAUCAGAAACCUCAUAAUGUACACUAGAAGAAUGCAUACUAGUAAGUAGAGAAUGCAUAACAGAUACUAGGAAAUGCACAUCAUUUAUGAGAUACCAGAUACGUUUGGAUGCAUACUAUUAGUUCUUGAAUGCACACCCAAACUAAGGAAUGCAUAUCACAAACACAAGAAUUCAUACCCGAAAAUGCACACUAGUUAUAGCCAAAAUCGAUACCAUAAACAACCUUACUGAUACCAAAACGAACAAAGUAAACACCUUCAGUUCUUAGUUUGUUUUCAUUUAUGUUACAUGGAGUCUACAGAUUCAACAAUGGUCGACUAAAACAAUUCACCAUAGCAAUAAUGUCUCUACAAUCAACGUAAGGUGUAACG